Messenger RNA from Sorghum bicolor (sorghum), 906 nucleotides. RefSeq lists its product as uncharacterized. The record is from RefSeq and is a predicted model, not a curated record. Bases 139 to 567 code for a protein of 142 amino acids. The transcript has a single exon. NCBI's taxonomy places the organism in Eukaryota, Viridiplantae, Streptophyta, Magnoliopsida, Poales, Poaceae.
CGCUCCGGUUCGCCGCACGAGAAACCUUUUUGCAUUGUCCACCACAAGCCAAGCUUUACCCAGAGCCCGAAGCAUCCAUUCCAACUUCCAGAGGGACCCCGAACCGCGCAGCGGGAGCUCAUCCGACGAGACGACGCAAUGGCGAGCGCCGCUGAGGAGCUGUGCGAGUCCGAGGUGCUGUGGCCGGACGCGGCGCCCCACGACGACAACGACGGCGACGCGACGCCCAGCUGCAGCUCGUCGCCCGUGGCGCGGCGGUCCAGCACGCCGCUGGCUCCGCGAGGCGGCGUCCCUGAGAGCGACAGGCCGAUCCAUCCGGGCUCGCGGCCUGUGGACAUUCCCAGGCCCGCGGCGAGCUCGGCGGCGGCCCGACGCCGAGACCACGAGGCCGAGGAGGACGGUGGCUGGAGCAGCAGCGGCACGAUGGUGCCGCCUCACGUGCUGGUCUCGCGGCGGCGGGCGGAGGGGGCGGCGGCGUUCGCGCUGCGGUCGGGGCCCGGCCGCGCGCGCGAGCUCAGCCACCUGCGCAACAACGUGCUGCGGAUGACCGGCUUCAUCGAAGGAUGACAAGGCUGACCCGUCCUCCUUUGUUUUGCGCAUUCAAACAAGACUAGUCGUCACCAUUCACCGCUUGUCUUUGUAGUUUGUAAGGCGGCGGCAUUGCCUAUUUUGUUCGUUUGUUUUUCCUGGUGGUCCAUGAUCACGUUGCAUCUCCAUUUGGGGGGAAACUUCCCAUCGCCUACUGUCACGGGAUUAAAGUACUUUUUGGUGGAAAACAUGUGUUCUUCGAUCAAACAAAUCCAGUCUGAAUGUCUGAUGGGUUAAACUCGACAAAAACUUGCAAAUUAGCAUCCUGGUUUCUGAAUGUAAUUCAACUCCUCUCCAUGAGGUGCCUAGAAGUUUCCA